Molecule: messenger RNA, 954 nt
Organism: Macadamia integrifolia
Lineage: Eukaryota; Viridiplantae; Streptophyta; Magnoliopsida; Proteales; Proteaceae
Exons: 7
Coding region: 56-769 (237 amino acids)
Biological process (GO): protein ubiquitination
Cellular component (GO): membrane
Molecular function (GO): ubiquitin-protein transferase activity; zinc ion binding
Source: RefSeq, a predicted model, not a curated record
UCCCGACUUCAGAAUCCACAAAGCGAGAGAGAGAGACAGAGAUACAGAGACCGAAAUGGAAGAUGAGGUGAUAUUGUCUGUGGAGGGUUCGACCAAGUUUUCUUCAAUUCCACAGUGUAGAAUCUGCCAUGAAGAAGAAGUGAGGACUCAGCGAUUGGAAGCUCCUUGUGCUUGUUCUGGAACUGUAAAGUUUGCACACAGAGAGUGCAUACAGAGAUGGUGCAACGAGAAGGGUGACACCACUUGUGAAAUUUGUCUCCAGAAAUUCGAACCUGGGUACACGGCACCGCCCAAAAAGGCUCAUUCGGCCGAUGUAGUGGUAACAAUCAGAGGGAGCUUGGAGUCCGAGGUUCCCCUUCGACUACGGAGGCAAGAGCAAGAGCUACGUAAUCCAGGAUUAAUGGCGAUCGUCGCCGCCGAACCCGACUACUCCGAGUGUACAUCUGCCGCCGAGAGAAGCGCGUCUUGCUGUAGAUCCGUGGCCCUCACGUUUGGGGUGCUUUUGCUUUUGAGACACCUCCUUGCGUUGCUUGCUGGUGAAACAGACCACUAUGCUUUCACAAUUCUAAUACAGCUAUUUGUUCUAAGGGCUGGUGGUAUCAUCGUUCCUCUUUAUGUAAUGAUGCGAACAAUUACUGCAAUUCAAAGAAGAAUACACCGGCAGCAUCAGGACUUUGGUGCCCCUUCACCGUUCCAAGUAGAUGAAGAUGAUGGUGAUGAUGAAAAUGAAUAUUCAAACUAUACAAUCCAUACCCAAGUACACUCUUGAUGGUUUUACACCUACUUGUCAUUAUUUUUGUAUCCUGAGCACUACUUUGAUGCUCCUUUGUAAAAGAAAAAUAUUGUUUUUCAGCAAUUUGAAAGGCAAUCUUUAAACCCCCACCCCCAACCCCAAAAAAAUAAAAAAUUUGAAAAGCAACCUCUCUCUUUUUGUCUCUGGUUGCGGGCUAUAUC